Messenger RNA from Schizosaccharomyces osmophilus, 1371 nucleotides. RefSeq names its product UPF0662 family conserved fungal protein. NCBI's taxonomy places the organism in Eukaryota, Fungi, Ascomycota, Schizosaccharomycetes, Schizosaccharomycetales, Schizosaccharomycetaceae. The coding region runs from base 1 to 1371 and encodes 456 amino acids. The transcript is spliced from 4 exons. The record is from RefSeq and is a predicted model, not a curated record. Gene Ontology annotation, cellular component: cytoplasm; nucleus.
AUGUCUUAUAAGCCAGCGGUCCCUGUUCCGGUGGAAGAGCAACCUAUUUUGGAGAAACUCAUCGGAAUUCGUCAGAGGUUAGCUGUUUUAAAGCGGGAUCGUACCCGAUACAUCGAUAAAAAUGAUGUUUUUAACUUAUACAAUCAGUUAGUGGAGCAAUUGGAAUUAAUAGACAAGAGAAGGACAUCAGAUAAAAUCCGUAAUAUUGUGGAUACUCAAUUAGAGGAUUGUCUACAUUUACUGUCGUUGUUUUAUCUGGCAAUUGGUCGGAACAAUGAUCUGCCUGCAUUCUUUGUGCAGCUAGGCACAGUAAGGCGCUUGUUGGAAUAUAGUUUGGAAGGUGCUUGUUAUACUCAAAAUGAUCUGAAGCCUUUAAAGGAGCGGUUGGAAAGAAUACGGACUGCUGUUUUGGAAGGUGCUCAAAGAGAAGACGCUUCUUCUGUUGUAGUAAAAUACCUAAAAAACAAGCUUGAACAAUGUGACAAGAAUUACAGCGAAGCGCAAAGCAACAUUACGAAGAUUGCACCAGAACUUACAACAAUUCAAACUCGGUUGGUGUCUAUUCGUCGCCAAAUUGACGGCUUCGCUGUACGACCAACGACGGAUGGAGAUUUUAUUGAUCAUCUGAUGAAACAAUUAAAGGAGAUUGAAGAAAUGCGAGAUAUCGAUGGCAAUUUCGUUGACGACCAGGGCAGACCACUACAAGGACAAGAAUUAUGCAAUGGGAUUUUGGAAGAAUGCUUCAGCUUUUUGGAAGAUGCAAAAUCCAAGCAAGGAUUGACAGAUGAGAUGAAAAGCAGCCCCAAAUUUCAGCAAAUCUAUAGUCGUCUUGAUGAACUGUUGAGUAAAUUAAAACACCUUACGUUGACACACCGAUGGACGUUAAGAGAAACUGAUUUGUACGUUUACAGAGCAUCGUUGGCAGAAAUAGACUCUAUGCGAAGUGAUGGUCAGUUCCUGGACGAAAAUGGUAAUGCACCUGCUGGCCAACGGAUUUUACUUUACUUAUUAAGACGAUGCUAUGCAUACAUAUACCAAUUGUUAUCUGCCAGUGAACCCGUUUCUGAGGAACUGAUGGCUGUUCACAACCAGUUACGUACUGUGAAGCGUUGCUUACAAGAGGUACAAAGGAGUGGAGGGAUUUACUCAGAAAGAGAUCUAUAUCCUUAUCAGAUGAAACUGGCUUCACUUGAGAAGUUACGGGUGAAUGGAUACUUUUUGGCGUCAGAUAAUUCAGUUCCCGAGGGUCAGGAAUUAGUAAAUUCCUUGUUAACUCAAUGCCAUCAACUUAUUGAAGAAAUCCGUGAUGAAAAACACCAGCAUGACAUUGAAGAGGAUGAAGCGUUUACCAAAACUAGCGAAAGCAGUUAA